Medioppia subpectinata is the source of this 576-nucleotide messenger RNA. The record is from the annotation of a GenBank genome assembly. Lineage: Eukaryota; Metazoa; Arthropoda; Arachnida; Sarcoptiformes; Oppiidae.
AUUGUUACAAAAUACAGAACACGAAUAGCAUGUCCUAUAAUUGAUGUGAUAAGUGAUGAUACAUUUGAAUACACGUCUGCUUCAGACAUGACUUGGGGUGGAUUUAAUUGGAAACUCAACUUCCGAUGGUUUCGCAUUCCUAAUCGAGAAAUGAAAAGAAGAGGUAACGACCGGACAGUUCCCAUUAGGUCACCGACAAUGGCUGGGGGUUUGUUCUCAAUCGAUAGGCAAUACUUUGAGUUAUUGGGGAAAUAUGACGAAGGGAUGGAGAUCUGGGGCGGAGAGAACCUGGAGAUGAGUUUCCGUAUUUGGAUGUGCGGCGGGACUCUCGAGAUCGUGACGUGUAGUCAUGUCGGACACGUGUUUCGUAAGUCAACGCCGUAUACCUUUCCCGGCGGGACGAGUAGAAUAGUGAACCACAACAACGCGAGACUCGCAGACGUAUGGCUCGACGAAUGGAAAGACUUUUAUCAUACUAUGAAUCCGGAGGCAAAAACAGUUGAUAUGGGAGACACUGAACCCCGGAAACAAUUAAGACGUGAUCUUAAGUGCAAAAGUACUUAUUUAGGAUUGUGA